AUGGAGCUUCGUCAUCUGGAACGGCUGGAAAUCUCCGCCGGGGCCGAAAGCCGGAUCUUCGCCGGAAGCACGAAUCAACCAACUCCUUUCCUUCUAGAAGUCGACGCUGAUUCAGAGUCUAAACCACAACGGCUGAAACUAAGAGAGCUUCCAUCGAAAAACUCGAGAUCUCCUCCUAUCCCGGUCACGAACCACCGCAAGGAUACCCUUUUCAUACAGCUCGAAACAGAAGCCGGCGGCCACAACCGAAGAAGAUACGGCGCGGUCCCAGAGUCAAACGUCGGCGAAAAGCGAUGGUUGAACCACUGUCUCGAAACCAAAACAAAAGCCGCUCAUAAAGGCUGCGACGCCGAGUACCAUUUGAAAGAUGCAAUUCUUGAUGGUGUGAUCCCAUUCAACAAGGCUUAUGGAAUGAGCGCUUUCGAGUACCAUGGGAAAGACCUUAGGUUCAACACGGUCUUCAACAGUGGAAUGUCUAACCAUUCAACCAUCACAAUGAAGAAGAUUCUUGAGACCUAUAAGGGUUUUGAGGGAUUGACUUCUUUGGUUGAUGUUGGUGGUGGCAUUGGUGCUACUCUCAAAAUGAUUGUCUCUAAGUACCCUAACCUUAAAGGCAUCAACUUCGAUCUCCCACAUGUCAUUGAAGAAGCUACUUCUCAUCCAGGUAUUGAACAUGUUGGAGGAGAUAUGUUCGUAAGUGUCCCUAAAGGUGAUGCAAUUUUCAUGAAGUGGAUAUUCCAUGAUUGGAGCGACGAACACUGCGUGAAGUUCUUGAAAAACUGCUACAAGGCGCUUCCAGAUGAUGGAAAAGUGAUAUUAGCAGAAUGUAUACUACCGGAAACACCAGACUCAAGCCUCUCAACAAAACAAGUAGUCCAUGUCGACUGCAUCAUGUUGGCUCACAACCCUGGUGGCAAAGAACGAACCGAGAAAGAGUUCGAGGGGUUAGCUAAAGCAUCAGGCUUCAAAGGCAUCAAAGUUGCAUGCAACGCUUUUGGUGUUUACGUUAUUGAAUUUCUCAAGAAGAUCUAA
Raphanus sativus (radish) is the source of this 1032-nucleotide messenger RNA. Its product is annotated as flavone 3'-O-methyltransferase 1-like. Gene Ontology annotation, molecular function: S-adenosylmethionine-dependent methyltransferase activity; O-methyltransferase activity. Gene Ontology annotation, biological process: methylation. The transcript has 5 exons. The coding region runs from base 1 to 1032 and encodes 343 amino acids. Lineage: Eukaryota; Viridiplantae; Streptophyta; Magnoliopsida; Brassicales; Brassicaceae. The record is from RefSeq and is a predicted model, not a curated record.